AAUGGAUCGCCAGCGUUUGGAGAAACUGUCGCUGGCCGAGCUGCAAGAUGAAGCUCGACGUUACGGUUUGGAACCAGCGGUCUUUAGAGAACCGUGCAUCGAUCAGCUGAUGACCCAUCUGGAAAGGAAUGGGCCGCUAAUUUAUUUUUGUCGUGAAGGUGCGGUGCCGCUUGCUAAUCCGACCGCGGAAUCUGGGCGGAAAAACUCCGGUGCGCAAGCUCGUCUAGCAGUGGUGGCUAUCAUUCAGCGCCUUCGGACAGUGCUUUAUUGAGAAUUUGUGAUAUGAUGGCUGAGCAGCUGCAAAAUCAAAUGAUGAUGCAACACAUGUUCGGCAAUUUGUGUUAAUCGCGAUUCGGACAGUUCCUUACACCGAUCGGUACCCAUCGCUCCGGAGGAUGAGGCAGGUCGCUCAUCGGAUCCUUAUAACUUGACGCGUCGCAUUCCGACCUCGGCAGCGAAGGCGCACUCGGUGAAUUUAUUGGCUACGCACAUUCCGGACUUUAGUGGAACUGAAGACGAAGACGCAGAGAUACGGAUUCAAACAGUCGAAAGAGUGGCGCAGAUUCAUGGAGUGUCAAAUGACAUCUUAUUACUUGCUGCAACUGGAAAAUUAAAGAAUGUGUCGAGAAAGUGGUUCGAUUUAAAUAUUAAUACCGUAAUCGAAGCAUGGCCUGUUUUUAAAGCAGCUUUCUUAAGACGUUUCAAACGUACUAUACUAUUUCACGUAGCGAUGCAAAAGGCUGACGCACGCAAGUGGAAUUAUCUUAAAGAAUCCUUCCAGGACUACGCCUUGGACAAGCUGGUGCUUAUUAAAAAUUUAAAAUUGCCUGAAACGGAGAUCAUUCAUCUUCUAAUCAACGGCAUUGCGAGCAGUUCUCUACGGGAACUCGCCGCGGUUUUAAAAGUUACCACGGUCGAUGAGUUCUUGGAGGAAAUGCAUCGCAUUACGCUGGCGUCCGGAGAACCGGGGAAAAAGCAGUCAUCUCCGUCUGGUAAACCUAUCCAAAAGUCUAAAAAUACCAACGAGUCUUCAGAGAAAAACGUAGAUCAACUAAGAGCUACCAAGGAUCUUUAUUGUGUCUACUGUCGAAACAAGGGUCAUCUGAGAGCGGAUUGUUUCCGGCUUAAAAGGAAAGAGCAGCUCCAACAACCGACCAACCCCGUGAACGCCUCAACCCCUGUGUCAGCAGUGGAGGAGGACGCUACUUCUUUAUCAGCGGUGACGCCCUCCACAACAGUGGCUUCGGUGAAACUGCGGGACGACAGGAACCUUGUAACUACAGACUCUAGUCUUACUGUUGUCGAAUUGAACAAUACCAAAUGUAAAUUAAUCGCUUUAUUAGAUUCGGGGAGCCCUAUCUCGUUCGUUCGACCGUCAAUUUAUAAGAAAUAUUUUGAUAUUCCAAUUAAUUUUUUGCAAAGGAACUCUAAAGAUUAUACAGCAGUUAAUAGCACACCAAUACGACUUUUGGGUUCAAUAACGUCUACAUUAAAAUUAGAAGCUCUGUCUAGACUUAAAGCGAAGGUUAGCUUAAACGUUUUGAACGAAGAUACCCUUGCUACUGAUUUAAUUUUGGGCUUAGACUUUUUCUAUGAAAAUAGUAUAACUUUUCAAUUGUGCCCGAAGGUAAAGCAAGCGGAAGAUAGGCUUAAAUUGUUCUCUGAAGUCGUAUUGGCUGAAACGGACAAUAUACCUAAUAGCAUUAAGUCAAUUUUGUCCAAACUCUUGACCAUUUAAAUUGUGAUACGAGAAACCAAUUAAUCCCUUUAAUUACAGAAGUAGAGGAUAGCGAAAUAUUAGAGAAGGAAAGCGAGUAUAGUGUCAAGAUUGCGCUCAAGGAUGAUUCAGUUUACGCAUAUGCGCCAAGGAAGUUCGCCUGGACUGAAAGACUACAAAUCCGGGAUAUCACUGAUGAUUCGUGACACUUCUGAAACGUGGUAUCAAAAAGAUUAGUUGUUUCCCUUACUGUGCUCGUGUGAUUCCGGUAAGAAAAAAAGAUGGUUCUUUGCGCCUUUGUGUCGAUCUUAGACCUUUGAAUAACAGGGUAAUCAAGCAAAAGUACCCCUUCCCUUUAAUAGAGGAUUGUCUGGCACGUUUGAGCAAUAAAAAUAUUUUUACUUUGUUGGACCUCCAAGAUUUUACCAAAGGUUCUAAUCAAAAAUCUAAUCAAAGGUUCUACCAAAUAAAAAUUCAUCCAGAUUUUUCGAAGUACUUCGCUUUCGCUACCCCUGAUGAGCACGAAUAUAACAGGUUACCUUUUGGCUUCUGCGAUGCACCAGCAGAAUUUCAGAAGCGUCUGGUUCAAAUUUUGCAGCCCCUCAUAAGGGAUGAUAAAGUAAUUGUCUAUAUAGACGACAUCUUAAUCCCAGCCGUUUUAUUUGAGGAAAACAUGGAUGUUUUGAAACAAGUUUUACUAUUGCUCAAACGUCACCAGUUUUAACUCAACUAUAGAAAGUGUCUUUUCUUAAAAAACUACAAUAGAAUAUCUCGGUUACAUUCUUUCGCCUUCGGGAAUAACCCUUAGUAAACGGCAUACGGAGGCCGUAAGAAAUUUUCCCCUACCUAGGAAAAUUGUAGAGGUUCAACGAUUUUUAGAGCUGACCAACUACUUCCGUAAAUUUAUCCCUAAUUAUGCCACUAAAGCCAAGCCCCUGUAGAAUCUCUUGGGAAAAACAACCAAGUUUAUUUUCGAUGAUAAAUGUAUCUAAGAAUUCCAAAUUCUUAAGGAUGAGUUAACGGCUUCUCCAAUUUUAUGUUUGUAUAACCCCCAGUUGCAAAUUGAAUUGCACACCGACGUGAGUUCGAUAGCGUUGGCUGCCAUAUUUAUACAGAAGCAAGGCACGGGAAAAUAGGGACCGGUAGCCAGUCUACCAAUAAGGCAGAAAAGAACUACCACAGCUUUGAAUUAGAAAUGUUGGCAGUCGUCAAAGCUGUGGAAAGGUUCCACAUUUAUCUCUAUGGUUUUCAUUUCACCGUGAUAACAGACUGUCACGCCUUGGUAUAUGCGGUUAACAAGGCCCAUCUUAACCCCUGGAUUUCUAGAUGGACCUUUCGGUUACAAAGCUAUAAUUUUAAAAUUUUCCACCGAGAAGGACGUCAUAUGGACCACGUGGAUGCGCUAAGCCGUAUCGCCGCGUAUAUAAAGCUGAUGCCUUUAGAGAGGGAGCUCAAAAUUAAACAGUUGCGUGAUUCCAGACUCAAAGCUAUCGCGGAGUUUAGAAUUUUCAGAUAAUGAAAAAUUUGAGCUAAUAGGAUUAGUUUUUCGAAAAUGCUGUAACAAACCACGUUUUGCAGUGCCUGAUUCGAUGAUACCAAACGUUUUACGUUUUUACCACGAUGAAUUAGCGCAUUGCGGUGUCGAAAUAACGGCCCAAGGAAUAUUGGCUAAUUAUUGGUUUCCUUCCCUAAGAAAAAGAGUUUACGAUCACGUAGACAAUUGUCUGGUAUGUCUCAUGUCUAACGCUUCCUCUAACGCUCGAGAGAGGGCGAGUUAUAAAUUGUUGACAACCCUACUAAACCCUUUCAAAUUUUACAUAUAGACCACUAUGGUCCUCUAAAAGAAUCUGCCGCGGGUUUAAACAUAUUCUGCUAACGGUUGAUGCCUUUUCCAGGUUUACAUGGCUUUUUCCUAUUAAGUCAACAAGUUCAAAGGAAGCCAUAAAACAUCUAACUUACUUAUUCAAUAUUUUUGGUAAUCCUAAUACAAUAGUGUCAGAUCGGGGCACCUCCUUUAUAUCAAAAGAAUUUUCAGACUUCUUACAAUCCUUCAAGGUUUCGCAUCGGUUGAUAGCCGUAGCAGCCUUGGACAAAUGGUAUGGUGGAGCGGAUUAACAAAUUUCUCAAAACCGCUUUGAGAAAGACUAUCGAGGAACCGACAUCCUGGGACACGUUGUUGAGUACCAUACAAUAUGUUACCAAUAACACUUUCCAUCUCCCUCUAAGUUACUGCUCGGGUAUGAGCAAUCCAGCCAUUCGGAUGCGAAUUUAGUUAGGUUAGGUUUCUUAAUGACAUUGCGGGGUCCGAGCUCGAUUUUAUAGAAAAUUGCGAGAAUAGCCAACAAUUAGCUAUAGAAACAAUGAACAAGAUUCAGAAUUACAACAAGAUCUACUACGAUUAAAGGCACAAAAAACCAUUACGUUAUAAUUUAAGUAAUUAUGUCUUGAUUAGAGACACCUCAGCUAAAACCGGUGAAGAUAAAAAGCAUAAGCCUAAUUACAAGGGCCCGUAUCAGAUCACUAAAAUUCUUAAAAAUAUUAGAUGUCGUCGAAGAUAUCCCCGGUUUCAACGUAACCUCCAGGCCGUACAAUUCCAUUUUGUCGCCUGAUAGAAAUAAACCCUGGGUUAAGCCAGUGGAAUGAGAUAACGAUUAAUACCGUAGAAAAUAAUCUAUCACAAGAACUUAGUUUUAAGCAUAUGUAAUCUAUAUCCUGUUUUUUUUUAAUCAAUUGUGUUGUUUUCUUUUGUAUUUUAGGUUAAGCUUAGAUAAGAAUGAUUCGUUUUUGUGACGAAGUAUUGGUAUAACGGUUAUGCACGAUAGUUACUAAAGGCUGUUACUCUGGAAAUCCAUUUUUAUGCUUAAGCGUUUCAAAAAUGUUAACGCAAAUAUUGCAUUUUAUUUUAGUUACCUUUUGUGCAGACUCAGACUUGAUAUUACUUUUAGAGAUAAUUACUAUAUAUAUAUAUAUAUAUUCUUAAAUAUUACCUAUAGUUAGUAUCUGCCGGAGUAAAUACGACUUGAGUGUAUUAAGCUAUGAGAUAUUAGUUAAUAUUGGAUGGUACUGUAAUUUUCUAUUUGUCUUGACGUUUAUCCGGUGUUAAAGAAACGGGAAAAACAUUCGGGCCGAAUGUAUGUCAGAAUGGUCAAACUAUAAGAAACAUCUAUAUUUUUUAUUUUACCAAUCCGGUCGAUUACAUAGUUAGAUUAGUACCAUAGGCGUUCCGUUUAUGAGAGGGUCGCUCGGGUCGCUAUAAUGUGCGCGCGACGCGGCAACCUGUUUUGUGAUUGGCUUAUGAAUAGAGGCUCGCGUAGCGAGAGGCGCCUGAGUCGAGUGCGCAUGCCUAUGAUUGCGGGAUUGGUGGAGAGUGAGGCCCCCCUCGAGAGAACAGGAUGUGGGCUCAAGAAGAAGAAGAAGAGGAAGUCGGGUCGACAGAGUUUGCCCUUGACUUUGUAUGGGCAUAUACUGUUUUAACGUUGAUCCUUAAUUCCCGUACGCGCGUGUUAACUAAAGCGGCGUUGUACAAGUGUUCGUUGGCAAUAAUUAUAAUUUAUAAGUAGUAACGACCGGUAUCCCAUUACUUCUGCCCUCUUAAGUAAUCCUGACGCUUGUAUGUGUAUUUCGGACUUCCGCGCCACAUCACAUGUAAUUCGUUAUUUACGGUCUGUUUCGCCAGAAGCAAUUGACUCUAAACGUUGUACGAUCUCUUAUAGGUCCAUCUGACCUGCAGAUCGUUAAGGAAAGCCUUACAAUGUAUAUAUUUGUUUAUUCCAGUGGCAUAUUGGUUCCAGAGUAAAGAAUUAUUAUGUCACAACCAUGAUAUUUAACGAGACAUGCCAAAUUCCUGAAAAAUUAAAAUUGUUUUAUUAUAAUAAUUAUUUGUUCACCUAUGCAUAUACAAAUGCAUAUAAAUAUAAUAAUUAUUGUUUUAAUCAUUGUUUUUAACUUGUUCACUUAUGUUCUCACUUAUUUAACUUAAAUUAUUGUUUUGCGCACUUAUGCUAUUUAUCAUUUUUAUUUAAUUUUAUUUUAAUGAAAUACUAUAAUGUAUUUUAUAUUAACAUUUUAAUUUAUUGCAAUUGUGCAAUAUUCGUGCGCACAUAAGUCAAAAAGGCUGCACAAAUAAACAGACUUAAGGCUAUCACACACAAAAUGACAUAAACUGCAUAAGUAUAGCACAAGACCAUUAAACCAAUCAGUUUCCAGCAUAAAGUCGCCAUAUUGAUAUACAUAAAAUGCUUAUUGGCCUAGAGCUCUUAUGCUAUGCUUAUGCCAUUUCGUAUGUGAUGGCCCUUACUACUGAAACGAUGCUACCAAUGCACAGAAAUUAAAAUCAUGUCACCUAGAGAUUUUCGUUGGUACCAACUAUGUCCCCUUUACUUUUUGGGAAAUUGUCACUUUACUCAAAAUUUUAUAGAAAGAAAAAGAUGGCGGCCAAUGGUAAACCAUAGAACUUAUACUGUAUUAUAUAAUGGAACUUAUAUUAUAUAAUGAAAGAGGAAUAGCGUAUACCUAUAAAGACUAGAACCAGGAGAUCGAUCUCUGUGGUUUUGAGUGAGGCGAAAAUUUGUUAAAAAUGUUACCAAAUGGUGGCGCUGACGAUACUGAUACACCGGGAUAUACAGGAAUAUAUUCCAACUCUAGAUACAAUUGUCUAGUCUAUGUUUAUCGUCGUCAGCCGUGCUAAUGGUGCUAGGCUGUACGCAGUUGUUGUAUUGGUAUAAGAAAACUAAGAUAAGUACUCUAAAUGUAAAAUUGCUGAGAUUUUUAUUAUAAAUUUGCAUUUAUUGUCAAAUGCUUGUCGUUAUACUUCAUAUUGUUUCCGGUAAAUCAUUGUCGCCAGCGCCACCAUUUGUACUACAUUUUUAACAGAUUUUCGUCCCACUUUUGGAGGCGAAAUCAGGCUUAGUUCGGUCUCCUGGUUCUAGUUUCCAUAAGUAUAAGUUUUAUGUGGUAAACAGAUAGGACCUUAGCCAAAAUCCAUAAAAAAGGGAGGGGAUAAUGUUGGCAAUAAUGGAAAAUCUCUAGAAUCCAUAAAUUCAUUUCUGAGGUUGACAACACUGUGGUUCAUUCAGGGCAGCGAUCAUGUAACUUUUUCCUUAGGGCGAAAACGUGAAAAGUGAAAAGUUUCAUGUAACUAUUUCUUUCUAUCGUGUUAAAUAGAAAGAGAGAGUAACUUGAAACUUUUCACUUUUCACAUUUCCGCCCUAGGAGAAAAAUUACAUGAUCGAUACCCAGGAGUAGCAUGGAGGAAUGCAACGCAAAACCGUGGUUGUGACAGAUGGUGCAUUGAAAAAUCAAAAUAACUUCGUGGAGAUGACAGGUCAGCAAGACGCAGUAUAAAGUUCAAGUCAUAGACUGACAUUAAUACGUGUACUUUAAUCUUAAAAAAGGAUUUCCAAAUCUAUAAAAGAAAUAGGGCAAAAUGGAGAAAAUAUGAACGCCGGGUAAAACCGGACACCACUAUUUUUGUAUUUGUCCGUCAUCUCUCUUUUCAGUAAGUGUACCAUGUACAAACUUGACACGCUCAAUUAUAAACAAACAUUCACGACAACAGGCUGUGAACACGUUUCAAAGUAAGUUAUGGCAAAGUUUUGUUACAUGUUCCUUCUAAUAUUUCGAUCAGUGCAUUUUCUGUGUUGUGUCUUUUUAAGUAGUAAUAUUAUAAUGUUCUAUGUUCAUUCGCUUAUUAUUAGAUUGAAAAAUAAUAUUGUAUAUACAUUUUUUUAUGUGUGCGUGUUCAUAUGUAUCUUGUAACACUUUUUAAAGUUAGAUAUGCUGUGGAGUAAUGCCGAAUAUUUAUGGACGUAAAAGAAAAAAGAAUAGGAGAAAAUAAAAGAGAAAAAAAAGAAAAAAAACGAAAACAAAUAGGGAAAAAAAGGAAAGUAAACAGAAAUUAUUAAAAAGACUAUCAAACAAGAAACCAAAGAUUGAAAGAAGACUUAAAAAGGAAGAAAGCUGAAGAAGCAUAAAGAAUGUAAAAAAAGGAAAAAUUCUGCAUAAUUUGCAAUAAGAAGUAUAUUUUUUCAACAAUCCACCAACAAUGUGCAUUGGAUAAUGUGUAUUAAAUACCGAAAAUUGGCACAAGAGGACUGCAUUGGUAGCAGUUCUUCAAGCGGCUGCUUGUAACAAUUGUUUUUUGUGACAAGUAAACUUAUUCUUUAUGCCUGUA
Molecule: messenger RNA, 7889 nt
Organism: Monomorium pharaonis (pharaoh ant)
Lineage: Eukaryota; Metazoa; Arthropoda; Insecta; Hymenoptera; Formicidae
Exons: 2
Coding region: 731-1738 (335 amino acids)
Source: RefSeq, a predicted model, not a curated record